UGCUGUUUAUCAACUUGGUUUGUCUAACAAGCAGGUUGGCUCUCCUAAUCUCUCUCUCAAGGUCCGAGUUCCAGAUCUGUGUUCCGAUUUCGAUCGCCAAGCCAUGGGGCUCCCUCUGGUGAUAUACGCCGCGGCGGCGACUUGCGGUUACAUCGUUGGAGGAAACAUCCCGAGGUGGUUGCCUUACCGCGGCCGGAAGUAUGACGAUCCAACGGAGGAAAUAACUGAUGUAGGACCAUAUGAGGGAGGGCCUCUGGGACCUAAAAACGACCUGAACAACGGAGGAGGUGGUAGUUGUCCUCCUCGACGAAAUGAACAGGAAUCGGAUGUAGCUGGCGCUCAUCGGCUCGGGUGUUGGGAAGAAGAACAAGGCGAUAACGGUGACAAUCGAUGCACAGAGAGCGGAGAUUUGGAGUGUGCAGAAGGCUCUGCUCCGUCGAUUGGAGGUGGAUCUUGCGGUGGAUGGAAUGGAUAUAAUGGUAGAUCAUUGGCAACAGAUGGUGGCAGCAGCUGUAUCGGCUUCGACCCGCCGCAGAUCGAGUUUGAGCGGUUGAGUCUGACUUCUCGUGAAGAGGGAGGGGGGGGGAGGAUUCUCCAGGAUCAGUCCCACGUUCACGGUUCUGUUCAUUUCGGCAAUAAUUGCGAACCUUAUUUCUCUGCCGCGGCUGGGUCUUGCUGCGGAGGUGCGUUCUCCUCAGCUUUAGCAGCGGCUAUGGCUGCCGUCGAUUGCUGUUCGACUCCUGUAUCCACUCCUUCCAGCGUCAGCGUGUUGUCAUUUUGGACCAGCUCGGCAGCAGGCUCGGAGAGAUCCACUCCUGGCCAUUCGCGUUCUUCUUCUUCUAUCUCUUCAGCGUCGUUCAUGACAACCACCUCCACCUCUUCUUCUUCUUCUUCUUCUUCUUCUUCUUCUUCUUCUUCCUCCGGUGUGUCCUCUGCUUCGCGAUGUCCUCGUCGACGCUGUAGCAAUUGCUCUUUCUUCAGUCUUCCCCGCGGUCCCGCACAGCUGUUCAACCGCUUCGUCACUUUGAUCUCCGCCUUUGACUCUGCCUCCCUCAUGCCCAGACCCCGCAGUUAUGUGCUCGACACUCUCGCACUUGCUCUCAUAGAAGACUACUUGUCUGGUGGGGAUGCGCAGAGUUUUUGUUCCUGGAGAAGAUUGCAAGCUGUGCCUUGUAACGUCGUUCCUUUCCUUAACCUCGCUUUCCGGAUAUCCGAGGAAGAAAGAGAUCUUGUUGAUCAGUCCGUUGGACCGACAGAUCCUUCCCCGCCUGACUUGUAUGAGGAUGUGGGGUUAAAACCACGAUCACGUUCGAAGGGUAGGCAGCCAGAAACCGACAUCGAUCUGGAAGAAGUAUCGGCAGUGGUCUACGAUUAUCUUCAUCAGCGAGAGCAAGUGGAGGGGAUGGAGGUGUUUGUGCCAUUGGAGCACCAAGAAUCUGACGGCGAUCGGGACAGUAAGGGCAAUGGGCGCCCCCGCGCCUGCAACUUGAAGAAGAGGAAACGGCGUUGCCAGGGCUCCUUCUCUUCGGCCUUCUCCGUCUCUUCCUCCUCGCCCUCCCCCUCCCCUUUCCCCUUCCCUUCUUCCUCUCCCUACUGUUUCUCCUCCUUCGUUUCCUUUUCCUCUAACGGAAGAGCUGCAGGUGAUAAGCCCUUUGCUUGCAGUGACCUCGCCCCCGCGGGGUGCAAUACCGCAAAGAGGCAGCGGUCUCGUGAUCGCAUGCUCCCGGUUGCGCUGCGCAGCUCCUCGUUCGCUUUCAGGCUGAAAAGGGUCAAAUGCAAGGUGAUGGAUUUCCUCUUCAGGCAGCAAAGGAGCCUGUUGCUGGAUCAAGAAUACGAGAUCGACAGUCUGAAGGAAGAACUGGAUACGCUUAGAUCAGAGCUAUUGGAUUGCCAUCAGCAGUUAGCCAAACGAGGUGUGGAGAUUGAACUGCUUCGAUCGGAUCAGCAAGUGUGUUGGUUUGAAGUCAUAGAGCAGUAUGACUUCGAGCCCCGGUACAUCAAGGGCGAGUACAACAACGUUGCUGAUGCGCUGUCGCGUAGACCUGAUUUCUCAGGUGCGCUGAUUACAGAGUUCGAUCUUACGGACGAUGUUACUCACUCUUUGGUGGAAGCCUAUCGCGAGGAGCAGUUCAUGUCUGCGAUCAUACGCAAACUUGAGGUGAAGGAUGAGAAGACUUCUGCCGAGUUUGAGUUGGUCAACGGCGGUUUAGUGUUCUAUUCGAGCAUCUUUCAACGUGGCCGCAGUGCAGCCGUACAAUGUUCAAAUCGGAUGGAAGGAGCCGGUGCGUAGUCGAAACCUGGUCUAAACGCUCGUUAGCUGGACUUAGCCCCGGAACUGAACAGCAGGAUAAAAAGCUUGGAUAUGA
Molecule: messenger RNA, 2366 nt
Organism: Chara braunii
Lineage: Eukaryota; Viridiplantae; Streptophyta; Charophyceae; Charales; Characeae
Source: the annotation of a GenBank genome assembly